GUCAUGCAUCUCACAGCUCACACGAAAAAUAGGUCUCUUGGUCUUGCUGAUAGCAAUGAAAGAAUUUGGCUGGUUUUGUGUACCUACAUUGUUCUUGUUCCACAAUACCUACAUCAAGAAGACGAAAUAAAAACUCUGGCGAGAUACGUACGACGGACGUGCAGCAGCAAAUACAUUCGAUAAAUGUUGGUGACAACCGCAACGGCUACGACGGCUACGGCGACGGCGGCGAGAUACAUUUGGUAUUUACAAAAAAAAUUAUUUUAAAAAUUCUUAAAAUAUGAGCAUUGGAAUCAGUUGCCUGCGGUACGUCAGUUGAGCGAGAAGAGACGAGAAUUUUGGUUUUAAGAAGCGAGUGUUUCGGACAAAUCGUCUUUGUUUCAGAUAUAAUAAAACAAAAAAACAUUAAAAAGUGAAAUAAAAAUAAAUUUGUUCACAGCGCAUUCAAUUUUUUGAUAUAAAACAAAAUAAAUUAAAUAAAAAAUUGGUCCACAUCAAAAAAAAAAAAAAAAAAAAAAAAUAGAACACCAGAUUCCCAUAAGCACGUGAAUGUGAAUGAUUGAAAACAACAAUAACAACAUAUGUAGCUAUUUUGAUAUUUAAACAAACGCAUUGAUUAAUCUAAACAAAACCCAAUGAACUAUGAACACAAGUUAUCGCCAAGCCAUCGGGUCUGACGAAAUGCUGAUAUUGGCUUCAAAGUGAAUGAAUUGCUGUUUAUAGGCGACACCCAUACAACCACCCGGCUUUAUAGGAGGGAGAAAAACGUACUCUAGGCCAGAUAACAUAACAUAGUGCGAAAUUGACAAGUUACUAGUCAAAAACGAUUUAAAAAAAAAAGAAAACACCAACAACUGUAAACUCCAUAUACAGAUUACUUACACCCCACACAGAGAAGGGUAGAAAGGAAGAGAGAGAGACAGAGAGCAGAGGAAAUAAAACAAACAACCCACCACCACCACGGCCAAAAUAUAAACCAGGCAUGUUCAUUGCUGGGCGUUCUUGUAAUAACAAAUGACAAGUGCUCUCUCUCUUCAUUUAUGGUUGCAAUUGUCCAGAGAGUCUCCCAUCAAUGCCAACUCUGUUAUUGUGGGCAUCACUGACAUAAACAAACGUUUCCCAUUGACAAAGAGCAUACCCCAGCAAUUUAACAUAACAAGAGAGAAAACGGGUGUGAGAGAAAGAGGGAGACGUACAAACAGACCCAGCCGUUGUUGUAAACAGUACUUGUUGGUCUGUCAAAGGUUUUAAUUCAUUCAUCUUCAGUUACUGCUGCUGCUGCAACACAACACAAAGAAGUAACCCCUUUUUUCUCUUCCAACCCAACAUCUCAUCUCAUCAUGGGCUACGAUGAGGUCCUCACCCAUCUGGGCGAUUUCGGACGAUAUCAGAAAAUUAUCUAUUUUCUAAUCUGUCUAACAUCCAUCACCUGUGCCUUUCACAAGUUGGCCGGGGUCUUCCUGCUGGCCAAACCCGAUUUCCGUUGCGUACUGCCGUUUGAAAAUGCCAGCGAUGUCCAGUACAACGACUUGCCGCCCGACCAAUGGCAUUUGGCCUAUCCCAAGGACUUGUUGGGUGUGAAAUAUGAAACAUGUUCGUAUUAUGAUAUCAACUAUACCGAGGAAUAUCUAAGCGGCAGCGAAGCCUAUACGGCCAAUGGCACCACCCAGUGCUCGCAUUAUGUUUACGACAAGACGAAAUAUCUCAACAGUGCUGUGACCGAGUGGGACAUGGUGUGCAGCCGUAAUUUCCUGCGUGCAACUAGUGAUGCCCUGUUUAUGUUGGGCGUUUUGGUGGGCAGCAUUGUCUUUGGCCAGCUGUCGGAUAAAUAUGGCCGUAAGCCAAUAUUUUUUGCCUCAUUGGUUAUACAGGUGGUGUUUGGAGUACUGGCUGGUGUGGCGCCCGAAUAUCUGACCUACACCACCUCACGUUUCAUAAUAGGGGCCACCACCUCGGGUGUGUUUCUGGUGGCCUAUGUCAUUGCCAUGGAAAUGGUGGGUCCGAGUAUGCGUCUCUUUGCCGGGAUUUUUGUGAUGAUGUUCUUCUCCGUGGGAUUCAUGUUGACAGCGGCAUUUGUAUAUUUUGUCCAUGACUGGCGUUGGCUGCAAAUUGCCCUUACCCUACCGGGUUUGCUGUUUAUGUGCUACUAUUGGAUCAUACCGGAGUCGGCUCGUUGGUUGCUAUCGAAAAAUCGCAAAGAGGCAGCCAUUGCCAAUAUCCAAAAGGCUGCCCGUUUCAAUAAGGUGGAUAUUUCGGCGGAUAUGCUCAAUCAAUUGUUGGACGACAAUGCCAAUGAACAAAAGAAACCGGAAACGGAAGCGGAUGACACAAAGCAACCCAGUGUAUGGGACCUAUUACGUUAUCCCAAUUUGAGGAGGAAAACCCUACUGAUUUUCUUUGAUUGGUUUGUCAAUAGUGGGACGUAUUAUGGCCUCUCCUGGAAUACCAAUGAUUUGGGUUCCAAUGCCCUUUUGAAUUUUGUUAUUUCUGGAGCUGUGGAAAUUCCCGCCUAUUUAUUCUUGCUGUUUACCCUAAACAGAUGGGGUCGCCGCACCAUUCUGUGUGGCUGUAUGUUGGUGGCCGGAGUGGGUUUGCUGAUUACCAUAGCCAUACCCUCCAAUAUGAACUGGAUGUUAAUUACCUGUGCCAUGAUAGGAAAAUUGGCCAUUACAGCUUCGUAUGGUACCAUUUAUAUAUUCUCUGCUGAACAAUUCCCCACCGUGGUGAGAAAUGUGGGUUUGGGCGCCGCCUCAAUGGUGGCUCGCAUUGGUGGCAUUUUGGCGCCAUUCUUUAAUAUGUUGGGAGAGAUAUGGAAACCCUUGCCGCUGAUUAUAUUUGGGGCAAUGGCCUUUGUGGGCGGCCUACUCUCUCUGCUGCUGCCCGAGACACACAACAAGCCAACGCUGGAGACCAUAGCAGAUGGUGAGGAAUUUGGCAAAGCUACCAAGGCCCAGCAAUACUUGGUGGAAGAGGGUAAAGAAAUGAAGAACUUUGAAAAGGCCGAAACAUUGCCGCUGAACGCUGUGGCGUCAAUCACCAGCAAGUCGGAAGAGGCGGCCAAUUCGGAAAAUAAUCAUCAUCAGCAGCAGCAGCAAAAAGAACAACCAAAUGAAAAAUAUUAAAUAUUUUAGUUUAAAUAUUAUUAUAUACAAACAAAAAACAAAAACUUUUAGUUAAGUAGUACUUAAUUUAGCUGAGCUUUUUUAUGCAAGCAUUUCUUAUGAAUUUGUUUAAGUUUUACCACCUAUUUACACAGUAUAACCUCUAAAGGGCGAAUGUUUAUUUUUUUGGAAAUUUAAUGCUUUUUUGAACAUUUUUGCAAAGUCAUUUUUAUAUAUGUGUAGAAAAAAGUAUUUCAAUAUUAUUUUUAUUAUUAUUACUGCAUUUAAUACAAGCUUUCAAUAUUAAGCCUUUAUUAAAAAA
Molecule: messenger RNA, 3423 nt
Organism: Musca domestica (house fly)
Lineage: Eukaryota; Metazoa; Arthropoda; Insecta; Diptera; Muscidae
Product: organic cation transporter-like protein
Exons: 1
Coding region: 1341-3122 (593 amino acids)
Biological process (GO): transmembrane transport
Cellular component (GO): membrane
Molecular function (GO): transmembrane transporter activity
Source: RefSeq, a predicted model, not a curated record